GUGUGGCAGGGUCAUGAAGAAGAGGCGGUGGUGGGAGAGAGGUGACGGCGGCGGGGGCGCGAAACUGCGGUAGCCUCCCGCGGGGCCGGUGGUGUGGCUUUGUGGGGAGGGCGUAGGUCCUAGCCCCCUCUCGGGCAGCGGCCGGGGCUCGGGGCUUAGCGCGGCCGUGGAGCCGCCUCCCCGGGCCCCCUGGCUCCGCCAUGUUCCGCAGGGCACGCCUUAGCGUGAAGCCGAAUGUCAGGCCUGGUGUAAGCGCCAGGGGCUCUACCGCUCCCAAUCCCCAGCGCGGCCAGGAGUCUCCCAGGCCCCCGGAGCCUACGGCGGAGUCCGCUCCGAAGCCAGUGGAGCCCACAGAUGUGCCCGCGGUGGAUUCCGGGGCAGCGGAGCCCCAAGAAAAGGCUCCUAGGAGCAGUGAUGAGAAGAUUGGUGGUGAAAAUAAUGUUGAAGAAUCCAGCAAAUUGUCCUCCACCGUUUCACAGAGAAGAAAGCGAAUAUCAAGUACUUCUAGUUUGGUUAAGCCUAGUGUCAGUGUUCCUUCACAGUCUCAUCCCUUAUCUACAGUUAAUCAAGAUGCUCCACAGCCAAACCCCAUUCCAAGAAAAGAGAAACAGCCAUGCUCAGAUAGAUACCGAAUAUAUAAAGCCCAGAAACUGAGGGAAAUGUUAAAAGAAGAAUUGAGAAAAGAGAAGAAACAAUGGAAAAACAAAUAUGCUAUAAAUGAAAGUCAGAGGCCACCAGAUCGUUCAAAAAUGACUAUGAGAGACUUCAUAUAUUACCUGCCAGAUAAUAAUCCAAUGACUUCUUCACUAGAACAAGAAAAGAAAACUGAAAAGUCAUUGACUCCCGUCCAGUCAAGAGAUAGGCAGGAAAAUAAGAGCACGCUUGAUGUUGAAGAUAAUGAAGAAAUGCAAGAAGAGACAGAUGAUGGGCCAUUGCUGGUUCCUCGAGUAAAAGUGGCAGAGGAUGGUUCUAUUAUUUUGGAUGAAGAAAGUUUAACUGUAGAAGUUUUAAGGACAAAAGGCCCCUGUGUUGUUGAGGAAAAUGAUCCUAUAUUUGAGCGUGGUUCUACAACUACAUAUUCCAGCUUUAGAAAAAAUUAUUAUUCUAAGCCAUGGUCCAAUAAAGAAACAGAUAUGUUCUUUUUAGCCAUUAGCAUGGUAGGAACUGACUUUUCAAUGAUUGGACAACUGUUUCCUCACAGAGCAAGGAUAGAAAUUAAGAAUAAAUUUAAACGUGAAGAAAAGACAAAUGGAUGGAGAAUAGACAAAGCAUUUCAGGAAAAGCGUCCUUUUGACUUCGAUUUUUUUGCUCAUUUGCUUCAGAAAGUUCUUGCUGAGGAAGAGAAAAGAAAACAAAAAUCCAGUAAAAGUCAGAAUUUAAAGGAGAAGAAAUCCUCCAAACCACGGAAAAAUGUAAAAGUGAGAAAAGUUACUAGUGAAGGAGUAAAUGAUGAUCCCGAUGAGUCUGGGAGUACUAAUAUUUCAGAUACUCAGGAGGAUGCUCAGACAGUUGAAGAAGAGUCUCUGACUUUAUCAGGACAAGAUUUAGAACAAGUUGUAUUAGAACAAGACCGAAAUGAAAAGAAAAAGAGAAGGAAGAAUCAAGAUGAUGCUAAUGAACAGGAAGUGAAAACUCUUUUAGGAAAUUCCAGUGUUCAGUCAGUCCCUUUUAAAGAAGAAAAACACAAGAGUAAAAGUCCAUCUUCAAGGCCUGAAGUAAAUGAAGGUGAAAGCAAUAAGGAACAGAAGCUUCCCUGUGCACAGAACAGAGAUGACAUUGUGAGUUUAGCGUCUGGUGAAAAAGUUGAGAAGAGAGCUGACCCUGUCCUUUCAGAAAGUAAUCAACAAGAUACCAUGCCAGUAGCAACUGAGUUUUCAGAAUUAAGCACUUCAGAUUUGCCUCCAUCAGAAGUUGAAAUUAGAACAGGAGAAAGAAAUGUUGACCUGAAGAAUAAAUCACUGGAGACGGAUCCGGCAGAAAAUGUAAAACCAAUUUUGAGAGGUCGACUCCAGAAACCUAAACCGAAUCUAUCAAGAGCAGUUGGGAAGAAAUCAACUCGUUCACAAAACAAAACAGAUGCAGAGAGCAAGAGUUCAUGUUCAGAAACUUCAGUUGAGAAGAAUCACAUGGAAAAAAAUGAAGUGAAUACAGGUGACUGUUUUGAAAUGGAGAAUACAGAAAGAGAGAACCUAGAAGCUGAAACUGUAUCUAAUUCUAGUUUGAGUGACAAAUCUUGUCUGCAUGAAGAUAAUCAACCAAAGGCUUUUAGACCUACACGACCAAUAAGGGGCCGAUUACCAAGGCCAAAGCCAAAUAUAGGGAAAGCUGCAGAAAGAAAAGAAAUUCUUGGAUCACAGGAAAAAAUUGGGGUUGAUAGGGAGAAUAAUGAAAAUGAGUCCUGUGUUGGUGGAGAAAUUCCUCAACAAAUAGAAGAUCAGUCAUGUAAAAAUUUCAAUAGGGAAAUGUCACAUGUCAUAUCACAACCUGAGAGAAAAGAUUCUUCUUUUCAAAAAGUGGAACCAGAUGAGCCCAAGACUCUUAGUGAAUGUCUAAGCAUUCAAGAAGAUAAACAAGCAGAUGUUGUUAAACAAGUCCCUGUUUCAAGGACCCGAUUUCAGAAACCAAAGCCAAAUAUAGGAAGAGGAAAUGGAAGAAGAGAGAGAUCCUCUAAGGAAGAAGUACCAGGGGAGAUUCUUGCCUCUGGGGAAAUGACAGUGGCUUUGAGAGAAAUUGUAAAACUAGACACCCUACCGAGGGAGAAGGUACCAGUGACAACCACUACUGCUAAAGAAACUAAGUCAUAUUUAGAAGAAACUGGAAGAGACAUUUCUCUCAUGGAGAAGAUGCCAGAAAUAACUGAUAAUACUAUGGAAAUGCAGGCAGAUUUGAAAGCAAUUGGAAGAGAAAUUUGCCCAAGGGAGAUGCUAUCAGAAAUGACCGAGAGCACUGUGCAGAGGGAGACAGAUUUGAAAACAACUGGAAGAGAGAUUUCCCCAAGGAAGAAGGUGCAGGAAUUGAUUGAUGCCAUUCAGGAAAUAGACAAAAAUUUGGAAGAAACUGGAAUAAGAGAAAUAUCCCCACAGGAAAAUGUCCAAGAGAUCAAGUCUAUAGGUGAGAUGGAGACAAAUUUGAAAGAAACUGGAAGAGAGAUGCCCAUAAGGGACAGGACUCCACAAAAGAUUGAUGUCACUCAGGAAAGAAAGACAGAUUUGGAAGAAACUGAAGGAAGAGAAAUAUCUGCGUUAGUAAAGGCUCCAGAGGAAGUCACAACUAUAGAUGAAAUGAAAACAGAUCUGAAAGAAAGUAUAGGAGAUAUUUCCCAAAGGGAAAAGGUGCUAGUGACGGUCAAUGACCUAGAGGAAAGGGAGGUUGAUUUGAAAGAAACUGGAAGAGACAUUUCUCUGAUGGAGACCAUAGCAGGAGAGAUGACUGCCAUUGAGGAAAUGGAGGCAGAUUUGAAAGAUACUGGAAUAGACAUUUCCCUUAUGGAAACUGUGUCAGGAGAGAUGACUGCUGUUGAGGGAAUGGAGACAGAUUUGAAAGAUACUAGAAGAGACAUUUCCCCCAUGAAGACCACAUCAGGAGAGAUGACUGCCAUUGAGGGAAUGGAGGCAGAUUUGAAAGAAAUUGAAACAGACAUUUCCCUGAUGGAGACCAUAUCAGGAAAGAUAACUGCUAUUGCGGGAAUGGAGGCAGAUUUGAAAGAUACUGGAAGAGACAUUUCCCCGAUGGAGACCAUAUCAGAAGAGAUGAUUGCCACUGAGGGAAUGGAGGCAGAUUUGAAAGAUACUGGAAAAAAAAAUUCCUUGGGGAAGAGAGGAUCUGAAAAGAUGGGUGUUACCGAGGAAAUGGUGGCAGAUUUGGAAAAAACUGGAAAAACAGACAUUUCUCCAAGGGAAAACGAAUCAGAGGAAUCCAGUACUUCAAAGCAAACUGAAGCAAAUGUAAUGCAGAGCAGUAGUGGUGACACCAGUACCGUACCUUCACUAGAUAUGAAAAAUAUUAGCAGUGAAGUAUUAUCAGUGAUGCAUAUGCCUACAGAAGAAAACAGAAAUUCUGAAAAGGAGGUAUCCUGUCAUUUGAGUCAUUUGAAGACUUCUUCACAAACUUCUGAAAUUGGUGAAAUAGAAGACCAGGAGAUAAGACCUCCAGAUGUUCCAGAACAGUUUUCAGAUAUUAAUUUAAGAUCUCUUCUUCAAGAACAGAAGGCACCUGAAGUUAAACCAGCACCUUUUGUGAGAAGCCUAUUAAAAAGACCAAAACCAAAUUUAACAAGAGCAGCUUUAAAGAAAGAGACUGCAGAAGCCCAAAAAUAUGUACCUGGGAAGAAGUUGGAAACUGAUGAAGUAGAGACCACUGUGAUACAGCAGGACACUGAACAAGCUAGUACUCUCCCUUCUCAACAUGAUGUGGCUUCCCCAAUAACAUCAAGAGAAAAAAAUAAAUCGGGUCACAAGAAGGAGGAGACUGUCACAUUACCAUGUAUACAGACUGAAAAAGACACUUCACCUUCAAAUUCUCAUGAACCUAAAGAGGAGUCUCAGGCAACACAAACACAGGAAAAUGAAUUAGUUGUUCCUACGGGGACUCCUGAAAUUAAAGCUUUCCCACAAGAAGUGAAGGAAAGUGUUAUCCAAAGUUCUGGACCAGUGAGGGGUCGACUUCAGAGACCUAAACCAAAUAUAAGAAAGGCUAGACACAGGCAAAUAGUAGAAAAUGAUGAAGCCAAAGGCAUAAUUAAGGAAGAAAGAUCAUUACUACAAAAAAAUGAAAGUAAUAAGAAGUCCCUGACAAUGUCAAAUUCUCAACUUGAAACUGAAAUUGAAGCUGUAUCCUCCAAAGUUUCAGAAUGCAGAAUGGAUGAAAAUCAAAGUCAUGUGGUUCUUGUAGAAAACCUUCAUGUUAAUGAAAGAAAUAUUUUAGAUGAAAAGAUGAGACAUGAAAAUAAACCAUAUGUUCCUACUCCAGCACAAUUGAUAAGAAGGAAAUUCCAAAAGUCAAAACCAAAUUUGGGAAGGGCACACAGUAAGAAAGAGGAACCAGGUAUAGAAAAAGGUACAUAUCAAAGUAAGACAAGCAAACAAGAAGAUAAUUUGCCACAGCAAGGAAAUUCUGACAUCCAUUUCUUUCUAAAAGAAAAAGCGGAGAAUCUGUCAUCUAUGGAGGUUUCAGCAAGAAAAGAUUUUUUAGGCUCUAGAGAAUCUAGUUUGGCCAAAAAAGAUGCUCAAUUAGAAGAAGUUGGACCAUCUGGAAGUGUUGGAGAGGAAAAUGUAGGAACUAAUUCUGUGUCUUCAAUUGUAGAAGAGCAAUAUCUCAGUAAAGUAACAAGCCGUCCACAAUUGUUAAAAGAAUCAGAUUCCUCCAAAAUUGCUCUGGAUCGAAGAACAACUAUCAGUACUGCCUCUGUGUGUGAGACAGAUCAUAGUGAAAGGAGAACACAUAGGAAGAUCAAACCAAAUGUCACUAAAGGGCGUGGAUCAAAACGAACUCGGGGUAAAACCUCAAAGAAGGAACCUAGAGCUUCCAAGUCAACGCUGGUGACUCUUCGGGCUUCCCAGGAAGAAGAUGAAGAUGAUACUGAAGAUUUUGAAUCUGACUAUGAAGAAGAAAACUAUCAUCUUGCCCCAGAAGAAUUAAACAAGGCACCAGUGUUUGUUCCCAUUGGUCUGAGAUCCCCUGAACCUGUUUCUGCUCAGAUUGAGGAAACAAUGGAAGAGCUUGAAAUAACUGAGAAUGUUGCAGAUAUAGGAUGUGUAACUGUUGUUGAACAUGAGCUUUCAAACACAGAUGUAUCUACUCAGGAAGUAAAAGAAGAAAAAAAUUCGAAUACAUCAUCAUUUGAAAUAACCACAGGUGAACAGACCCAAGAUGAACCAGGUACCAAUGACGGAAGUACUGAAGCUGCCAUAACUUUACUAACAAUGGGAGAUCUAGUAUUGCAGUCAGAGAUCAGCACUGAACAGGGUGAUGUAGGAGUAUGUGUGUUUCCUGAUGUUCAUUCAAAGGAUAAAAGUCAUAUCCCUUUUAUCCCAGAUAAUGUAAAUCACAAAAUUGUUCAUGAAUAUCAGGAGGUUUUUUCACCUGUCAUUAGUACAUCUCCUGCAUCAUUUGAAGAAAACAAGAUUGUACUGGAGGAACAAAGUACUAGAGAAGAAGUUGGUUUAAUGGAAGAAGUCAAGAAGAAUGCUACGUUGACCAGGAAUACAACUUCUAAAGUGACCAAUAAUUUGAGAAUGAGAAGUAGAUUUGUCAAACCAAAGCCAAAUCUUGAGAAGGUUUUACGGACCAACAGGUUUCAUGCUCAUCAGAAAGUUCCCGGUUUUUGUGUUUUAAAAGGGGAAGAAGUAGAAAUUCAAAGAGAAACUGAGAAAAAUGCUUCCAAAGCGACAGAAUUAGGAGAGAAAAGCCUUGGGCAAGUUACAACAACAGAGAGUAAGGAGCAGAACAAAUUGGCAUCUGUACAUGAUAUCAAAGGGACCAGUAUUUCACAAGAAGCAAACUUAACAGAAAGAAAUGAAGAUCAAGAGGAGAGAUCUCAAGAGGUUGAGAUAGUGUCAGUUACUCCAGUUGUUUCCUCUGAGCAAGGACCCCAUACCCUUGAUUCGGGUAGGGAUGUUGGUGAGAGUUCUUUUGAAGAGCCCCUGAGAAAGAACACAGAAGGAGACAGUGUGCUCAAACAUCAUGUGCCAGAGUGUAUACCAACCAGUAUUCCAGAAGUCCAACAAGAGAGUGUAAUCAAUUCUGAAGACCUAACAGUGAAUCUGUUUGCUGAUGUACAAGAUGGAGAGGAAGAACAAGCAUUCAUUUUAACUCUGGUAGAAAUCCCAACCAAUGCUACAGAAGAAUUUACGGAUGCUGCUCAGUUAAUGCCAAACCCUUUACUACCAGCACCCAUAUUGGUCAAAUCCAUUAAUACUGAAGAAAUAGGCGAUAUGAGUAAGCGUUUACCACUAACUUUAGUUGGUCAAGAUGCCAUAUGUUUAUCUAAUUCUGCAAGAGAUGCUUCUGAACAGCCUCCUGCUAAUUUGGAUCUUAUAUCAAGGAAGAGAUCUCAUUGCACGCUUGAUGAAAGCAACCAUGUUUCUCCUGCCAAAAAAAGGUCUCUCACUUCAGGAGAUGGUUGUCAACAAUAUACUUCUGAGGUGUGUUCAGAGAAAUUAAAUGUUUUUGAGGAAACAGGGGACUCUUACAAGGAACGAGGUAUUUUCCCUACCUCAGGAUGCACACGAGCAACUCCAGAACCUCAAAAAGAGAAACUUGAAACAACUUCUGAGAAUAUAGGGUCUAGGUCUGUUGGUAGAAUAAGAGAUGUGUGUAUAGAAAAGAAUAUGCCUCAGUUGCCUCAGGAUGAGAUGGUUGUAUCUGAUAAAGAAAAAGGAACAGAUUCUGCUUCUACAUCUGAACAAAUGGGUAGCAGAGUGGCACCUUCAAAAACUCCACUGUCCAGGCGUGGCAGAAGACCCCUGGGAUUUUUAUCUUUAAUAUGCUCAAAGAAUAAUUUGGAAUCUGACGAACCUACUCACGUCCAUAGUAAGAAGCGCGUAAAACCUCUUAUACCUGUAUCGAGGAGGAAUUUGAAACGAUCUAAUCCACUUAGUGAAGGCGAGAAAAAGAAUCAAGAGUCCUCUGAUCUGCUUCCAUCUCCAAGUGUUGCUACUAAUACACAAUCGGAGAAUAUUGACAGUUCAUCAGCUCAGGUUUCUUGUGAUCAGCCCUUACUGAAAGAAGAACAUAAAAGUGGCCAACACCGGGCACCUGAUCAGGAGCCAACCACAGUCUCUGAGUAUUUCUUCAGUGAUAUCUUCAUUGAAGUAGAUGAAACAGAAUGAAACAAUCUUUUGGGUUUCUUCUUCUUUUUUUCUUUUUUUAAGUAUUGGAAUUUCCAGAAUCAAUCACAUCAGCAAAGCAGCAUUUAGAAAAACGCAUCACUGUUUAUUUUUCUUUAGGUCAAGUUUGAACAUCUAGUGAGCUCAAGUUAAAGCUUUUAUAAUUAAUGGAAAACAUUGCUGAGGUUCCUUUGCUUCUGAUUGAUUCAGCAUUUUGGAAAUACCAAGCAAUUAAGACUGCUUUCUCAGAAAUAACAACUCUUGUUUACAUUUUGACGCUUCCUGUUUUGAGCACAUGUGGACAUUGGGAAUAUUGUGGAUUAAUGUCUGUAUAAAUCAGUGCCCGACAUUGGAGGUUGAUUGUAUUUAACAUUCAGUGAACUUCUUUUGUAAAGGUUUUUGUUUUUAUUUUCCUUUUUGGGGGGAUGAUGAAGGCCCUUUCAGUUGCCUCCAAGUAUAUGAAAGCAAAUUGUCCACUUGUAUGGUAAAGUUAAAAAACUUUUCUAUUAUCAGUUGUGUAUCUGACUCACUCAAAAAUAUGUAUUUUUCUAAUUCAUGGUGAUGUACCAUUAGUCCUAAUUGAAGAACUAGUAUUUAAAUUUACUAUUUAUAAAGUUGAUACAUCAAAGAGCUUAUUUAUUUUUAAAUUUUUAUUUAAAAGCAUACUCAGUUUUAAUUAUAUGCACCCCUCAGAUUGUGGGUAAAGAAGGCAUUAACAAAUUUUAUGUUUGUCUCCUUUCCCUCUUUAUUUGUAGAUAUUUAAAAUGAUAUAACUAAAAAUGUUUGGGUAGUAUGUAUGGUUUAAAUGCUUUUUUUCCUCAUAGUUUAGUAUAUUGACUUUGUACUGUGAAUUUUUAUUUUUCUUAUUUCAUGGGUAAUCUCAGGAUUUUCAGGGAGAGAAAAACUAAACUUAGGAGACAAAUUUCUCACACAAAACUCAGUCUUCUGUGGGGCACGGUGGCACACGCCUGUAAUCCCAGCAGCUCAGGAGGCUGAGGCAGGAGGAUCAUUAGUUCAAAGCCAA
Molecule: messenger RNA, 8850 nt
Organism: Marmota flaviventris (yellow-bellied marmot)
Lineage: Eukaryota; Metazoa; Chordata; Mammalia; Rodentia; Sciuridae
Gene: Bdp1
Product: BDP1 general transcription factor IIIB subunit
Biological process (GO): RNA polymerase III preinitiation complex assembly
Cellular component (GO): transcription factor TFIIIB complex
Molecular function (GO): TFIIIC-class transcription factor complex binding
Source: RefSeq, a predicted model, not a curated record